Molecule: messenger RNA, 906 nt
Organism: Lipotes vexillifer (Yangtze River dolphin)
Lineage: Eukaryota; Metazoa; Chordata; Mammalia; Artiodactyla; Lipotidae
Gene: CASP7
Product: caspase 7
Exons: 6
Coding region: 1-906 (301 amino acids)
Biological process (GO): positive regulation of neuron apoptotic process; execution phase of apoptosis; apoptotic process
Cellular component (GO): cytoplasm
Molecular function (GO): cysteine-type endopeptidase activity
Source: RefSeq, a predicted model, not a curated record
AUGGCAGACAGUCAAGACCGUAUUGAGGAGCAGGGGGCUGGGGACUCAGCAAGCAGUGACACAGUUGAUGCGAAGCCAGACCGGUCCUCUUUUGUCCCAUCACUCUUCAGUAAGAAGAAGAAAAAUGACUCAGGGAAAUCGGCCAAGAACCCUCGGGACCGAGUGCCUACGUAUCAGUAUAACAUGAAUUUUGAGAAGGUGGGCAAAUGCAUCAUCAUAAACAACAAGAACUUCGACAGAGUGACAGGAAUGGGUGUCCGCAACGGAACAGACAAAGAUGCUGAGGCUCUUUUCAAGUGCUUCCGAAGCCUGGGUUUUGAUGUGACCGUCUAUAAUGACUGCUCCUGUGCCAGGAUGCAAGAUCUGCUGAAAAAAGCUUCUGAAGAGGACCACAGAAAUUCAGCCUGCUUUGCCUGCAUCUUAUUAAGCCACGGAGAAGAAAAUUUAAUUUAUGGAACAGAUGGCAAGACAGCAAUAAAGGACUUGACAGCCCAUUUUAGGGGGGAUCGAUGCAAAACCCUGUUAGAGAAACCCAAACUUUUCUUCAUUCAGGCUUGCCGGGGGACAGAGCUUGAUGAUGGGAUCCAGGCUGACUCGGGGCCUAUCAAUGACACAGAUGCUAAUCCCCGAUUUAAGAUCCCAGUAGAAGCCGACUUUCUCUUCGCCUAUUCCACAGUUCCAGGCUAUUACUCAUGGAGGAACCCAGGGAGUGGCUCCUGGUUUGUGCAGGCCCUCUGCUCCAUCCUGAACGAGCACGGGAAGAGCCUGGAGAUCUUGCAGAUUCUCACCAGGGUGAAUGCCAGGGUGGCCAGGCACUUUGAAUCUAAGUCUGAUGACCCAUGCUUCCAUGAGAAGAAGCAGAUCCCAUGUGUGGUCUCCAUGCUCACCAAGGAACUCUACUUCUGA